Molecule: messenger RNA, 4642 nt
Organism: Menidia menidia (Atlantic silverside)
Lineage: Eukaryota; Metazoa; Chordata; Actinopteri; Atheriniformes; Atherinopsidae
Source: the annotation of a GenBank genome assembly
AUGGCUGAGACUAAGGGGAAAUUCGAUUUCGCCAUCGACCGCGGGGGCACCUUCACAGAUGUGUUCGCCCGGCUGCCCGAUGGCCGCGAGAGGGUCCUGAAACUGCUCUCCAGGGACCCUCAGAACUACAAAGACGCUCCUACGGAGGGGAUCCGCAGAAUCUUAGAGGAGGAAACGGGGAAAGCGUUCCCCCGAGAGCAGCCCGUAGACACCUCCCUCAUUGGCUGGAUCAGAAUGGGCACCACAGUGGCGACCAACGCGCUGCUGGAGAGAGAAGGAGAGCGGACGGCGCUCCUGGUCACGAAGGGAUUCAAGGACCUGCUGCACAUCGGCACGCAGGCCCGGCCCCGGCUGUUCGACCUGGAGGUCGCCAUGCCGGAUGUGCUGUACGAGGAGGUGAUAGAGGUGGACGAACGAGUCGUCCUUAAGCAAGAGGACUGCGAGCUGCCCGCGAAACAUCCCAAACAUUUGGUGAAAGGCCGGACUCUGGAAUCUUUGGAGGUGUGGAAGGGCCUUGACCUGGAGCAAGUGGAAAAAGACCUAAGAGGAGUUUUGUCCCGCGGUAUCACCAGUCUGGCAGUCCUCCUGCUGCACUCCUACACGUGGUCCGUGCACGAGGAGGCGGUGGGCUCCCUGGCGCGGCGUCUGGGCUUCUCCCAGGUGUCUCUGUCCAGCGAGGUCAUGCCCAUGGUGCGGGCGGUCCCGCGCGGCUACACCGUCUGCGCCGACGCCUACCUCACCCCCAAAAUCCAUCAGUACCUGAAAGGAUUCACCUCCGGGUUCCAGGGGGCCCUGAAAGAUGUGGACGUCUUGUUCAUGCAGUCAGACGGAGGUCUGACCCCCAUGGAGCAGUUCUGCGGUUCCCGGGCCGUGCUGUCCGGCCCAGCGGGCGGCGUGGUGGGAUACGCCAUCACCUCCUACAGCCAGACGGAGAAGAAGCCCGUAAUUGGCUUUGACAUGGGCGGAACCUCCACGGACGUGAGCCGAUAUGCGGGCCAGUAUGAGCACGUGUUCGAGGCCACCACGGCCGGGGUCACGCUGCAGGCGCCCCAACUGGACAUCAACACCGUGGCGGCGGGAGGAGGAUCUCGACUGUUUUUCAGAUCGGGGAUGUUCGUUGUUGGACCAGAGUCGGCAGGUGCUCAUCCAGGACCGGCCUGCUACAGAAAAGGUGGCCCCCUGACUGUGACCGAUGCUAACCUGGCCCUGGGACGGCUCCUUCCCUCCUUCUUCCCGAAAAUCUUCGGGCCGGCGGAGAACGAGCCCCUGUCCCUGGAUGACACCAUGAAGCAUUUUCGGCAGCUGACCGGGGAGAUCAACAGCUUCCUGUCUUCUAACCCAUCCCAGGCAGGGCAAAACGGGGCCAACAACUCACAGAACAGCCAAUCCAAGAUGAGCGUGGAGGAGGUUGCUAUGGGAUUCAUUCGCGUCGCCAAUGAGGCCAUGUGCCGGCCAAUCAGAGCUCUGACACAGGCCAAAGGUCACGACACCUCCCAGCAUGUGCUGGCGUGUUUCGGGGGGGCGGGCGGCCAGCACGCCUGCGCCAUCGCCCGAGCCCUGGGGAUGAAGACCGUCUUCAUACACAAGUACAGCGGCGUCCUGUCGGCCUACGGCCUGGCCCUGGCGGACGUGGUGGAGGAGGUGCAGGAGCCCUGCUCGCUGCGCUACCAGCAGCAGUGCUUCGGCGCGCUGGACCGCAGCGUGGAUCUGCUGUCCACACGCUGCCGCGACACGCUCCGCGCCCGGGGCUUCUCCAGCGGUCAGAUAACCACCGAGGUUUUCCUCCACCUGCGCUACGAAGGCACCGACUGCGCUCUCAUGGUGGCUGCUGACGGUUACCCCGGCAACGCCCAGUCCUGUCGAGCGGGCGACUUCCGCAGUGCCUUCACCAAACGUUAUCUGAAGGAGUUCGGUUUCACCAUCCCAGACAGAGCCAUUAUGGUGGAUGACAUCAGAGUGAGGGGCUGUGGAAAAUCUGGCAUCAAGUCAGUUCAUAAACCAAGAGUGGCCCACAAACAAGCCAAACCGGUCAAGAUGACUAAGUGUUACUUUGAGGGGGGUUACCUGGACACCAGUGUGUAUCUAUGGGAGGAGCUGCCGUGUGGUCAGAGCGUCCAGGGACCGGCCAUCAUCAUUGACAAAAACAGCACCAUCCUGGUGGAGCCGUGCUGUGAGGCCCGUCUGACAGAAGGGGGCGACGUGUGCAUGGCUGUGGGAUCUGACCCUCAUGUGGCGCUGGGCACUGAGCUCAACACCGUGCAGCUGUCCAUCUUCUCCCACCGCUUCAUGAGCAUCGCAGAGCAGAUGGGCAGAGUCCUCCAGAGAACGUCCAUCUCCACAAACAUCAAGGAGCGUCUGGACUUCUCCUGUGCUGUGUUCGGGCCGGACGGGGGUCUGGUGUCCAACGCGCCCCACAUUCCCGUCCACCUGGGGGCCAUGCAGGAAACUGUGCAGUACCAGAUCCGAUCGCAGGGGACCAAGCUGAGAGAGGGGGACGUGAUUCUGAGUAACCACCCGUGUGCGGGCGGCAGCCACCUCCCAGAUCUCACCGUCAUCACACCGGUGUUUAGAAAAGGAGUCAGCAGUCCUGUGUUCUUCGUGGCCAGCAGGGGGCACCACGCCGACAUCGGAGGCAUCACUCCAGGCUCCAUGCCCCCCCACUCCACCUCCCUUGAGCAGGAGGGGGCAGUCUUUAUUUCCUUUAAGCUAGUCACUGGAGGGGUCUUCCAGGAAGAAGCUGUUACUGAAGCCCUGAUGGCUCCGGCCCAGUACCCGGGCUGCUCUGGGACUCGUAAUCUCCAUGACAACCUGUCAGACCUGCGGGCUCAGGUGGCAGCCAAUCAGAGAGGCAGCCAGCUGGUGGGAGAGCUGAUUGACAGCUAUGGUCUCUCGGUGGUUCAGGCGUACAUGGGAUACAUCCAGAGUAACGCUGAGCUGGCGGUGAGGGACAUGCUGAGAGACUUUGCACGCCGCCGCCGCCAACACACCGGCUCCUUAGAGGUGGAGUCAGAGGAUUUUAUGGAUGACGGGACGCCAAUCAGACUGCGGGUUCAGAUAAAUGAAGAAGAGGGCAGUGCGGUGUUUGACUUCACAGGCACCGGGACAGAAGUGUGGGGGAACUGCAACGCUCCCAGGGCCAUCACCCUGUCCGCCCUCAUCUACUGCCUGCGCUGCAUGGUGGGACAGGACAUUCCCCUCAAUCAGGGCUGUCUCACGCCCAUCAAAGUCAUCAUCCCCCCCGGCUCCAUCCUCCAACCUUCCCAGAAUGCAGCUGUUGUCGGGGGUAACGUCCUCACAUCUCAGAGAGUGGUGGAUGUCAUUUUUAAGGCUUUUGAGGUGUGCGCUGCCUCACAGGGCUGCAUGAACAACAUCUCCUUCGGCAGCGAUAAGGUGGGGUAUUAUGAGACCGUAGCCGGGGGGGCCGGGGCCGGGCCCGGCUGGAACGGGCGGAGCGGAGUACACAGUCACAUGACCAACACUCGCAUCACCGACCCGGAGAUCCUGGAAAAGAGGUAUCCGGUGAUUUUGGAGCACUUUUCCCUGCGUCCUGGUUCAGGGGGAACAGGGGAGUACCGCGGUGGAGACGGCGUGAUCCGGAAACUCCUGUUCAGGAACAAGGUUGUUCUGUCCGUGCUGACCGAGAGGCGGUCCAGCCGCCCUUACGGCCUCAAAGGGGGUGAGAAUGGAGCGGCAGGGUUGAACAUGCUCCGCAGAGCUGACGGCCGGACGAUCAACCUGGGAGCCAAGACCAGUGUCAGCCUUCAGCCGGGGGACAUGUUCUGCCUCUACACCCCUGGGGGAGGUGGAUAUGGGAAAGGGGAUGAGGCAAGCAUUACACCUCAGAGCAAGCGAAGGCGCUUGAAUGAGACGUUCCCAGAAAGGGGGAGUGUCUUUGAAUACCGAAUGGCCCAAGAAGGAGUCUAAAGGGGAAAAACUAGAAAGAUUUUCGGUCGGCAGUCAGGAUUUCUGGCAGAAUGGGAACCGGGCUUUUUUGUCCACGAUGCAAGAGUUCACUGAUUAAACACGAACCAAUGAAAGCAAAAGUUUAAGCUUCAUACUGUAUGAAUCAAAGAGAGCACAUAGUAGAAGUAAGAGGAGAACAUCUUAAGCCUACACGUAGGCUGGCAACAGCUUUAGUUUUUAUGCCAGCUCAACUAGAAAAAGCUGUCUCAUUUGUACUCUUUUGCUCUGUCUGUUACAGUCUGAGUUACAAAGAGCAGAUAAUGCAACAUAUUUUUCCAUCUGACUGCUUAGAUUAGCAGAGAUAGAUUAGAUUUUGUUGAAUCUAGUAUUCCAUGUUAGUUUAAAUAUCAAUUUUUAUAAAAACUUAAAAAGUUUUAGAAUCCCAUUUAGAUCAUACAUAUUACACUGUAAAUAGAAACCCCAGAUUUGCCAUAUUAGGUAACAUAGGGCUCUGGAAUCCUCUUUUUUUCAAUUUUAUCACAAAAAAUAUUACAAAAACACAAAAGCUACUUGAAUUGUCUGAAGGAAAAGCCUCUAUUCCAUUUAAUCCUCUUAUGGAGUAUGAGGUGAAGUAGUUUGAGCUCUUGAUAAAGAACAUAUCAACUUGUUUCUAAAAACCUCACAUGGCUCAUUUGCAUCUGUAAGCGUAGUAACUGAAUAAAGCUGGAAAACUAACAAA